Striga hermonthica is the source of this 303-nucleotide messenger RNA. The record is from the annotation of a GenBank genome assembly. NCBI's taxonomy places the organism in Eukaryota, Viridiplantae, Streptophyta, Magnoliopsida, Lamiales, Orobanchaceae.
AUGUGUAGGUGUUUGAGCACGCAUAAAUGGCAUGUCAUCCUCAGGCGGGACGAAUCAUUGGCCCCCGACAUGUCGAUUCUCGGGGUUGUCCGGAUGAAAUCGGAGUCGCUGGACAUGCUGCCGAAGCACAUCCGCCUAUCGCCACUGUCGUCUUUCGAUGAAGUCGGCGUUUACCAUAUGACAUCCCCACGCACCCCAACAUUGCGGUCCUUUUUCAAUAACAGCAAAUUGACGCUGCGUGAAGUUAGGAUGUCCAACAAUCUGGCAACGCGAGUCCUCAGGCGACUGCUCCGUCUCCAUUGA